Westerdykella ornata is the source of this 2418-nucleotide messenger RNA. Its product is annotated as methylenetetrahydrofolate reductase 2. Lineage: Eukaryota; Fungi; Ascomycota; Dothideomycetes; Pleosporales; Sporormiaceae. Gene Ontology annotation, molecular function: FAD binding; methylenetetrahydrofolate reductase [NAD(P)H] activity. Gene Ontology annotation, cellular component: cytosol. The record is from RefSeq and is a predicted model, not a curated record. Bases 109 to 2052 code for a protein of 647 amino acids. The transcript has 4 exons. Gene Ontology annotation, biological process: tetrahydrofolate interconversion.
GGGGUAUAUACUCGAGUCGUUUCCCAGGCACUGAUCACGGUUUACAGAAACUCUGGCUACCUACCGUCCUUCACCUCUGUUGUGGACCGUUGAACAGUACUCGCCGCCAUGCACAUCUCACAGAAGCUCGCCCAGGCGCAGAAGGAUGGAAAAACAACCUUCUCUUUCGAGUUCUUUCCGCCCAAGACAGCGCAGGGCGUCCAGAAUCUGUACGAUCGCAUGGACCGCAUGCACGGCUUCGGUCCCCAAUUCGUCGACAUCACCUGGGGAGCGGGCGGCCGUCUUUCACAGCUAACCUGCGAGAUGGUCAAGGUCGCCCAGACUGUGUACGGACUCGAAACAUGCAUGCACCUGACCUGCACCGACAUGGAGAAGUCGAAGCUCGACGACGCGCUGCGCGAGGCAUACCAGGCGGGUUGCACCAACAUAUUGGCACUGAGAGGUGACCCGCCCCGUGAGAAAGAGAAGUGGGAGGCCACGGCUGGAGGGUUCAGAUAUGCCCGCGACCUGGUAAAAUAUAUCCGCGAGAAAUACGGAAACCACUUCGACAUUGGCGUGGCGGGAUAUUCCGAGGGAUGCGAGGACAAUGACAAUGUCGACCAACUCAUUGACCACCUCAAGGAGAAAGUCGACGCUGGUGCUACCUUUAUUGUGACGCAGAUGUUCUACGACACCGACAUAUUCCUGGAUUGGGUGCGUAAGGUCCGAGCGAAGGGGAUUACAAUCCCAAUAAUUCCUGGAAUCAUGCCCAUCCAUACCUAUGCUGCCUUCAUGCGCCGCGCCAACUGGACGAAGUGCCAUAUUCCUCCUAAGUGGCUUGAGGCUCUCGAGCCGAUCAAGAACGACGAUGUCGAGGUCCGUGAGGUCGGUAAGGUCUUGGUCGCGGAUAUGUGCCGAAGGCUGAUCGCCGGAGGUAUCACGCAUCUGCACUUCUACACGAUGAACUUGGCGCAGGCGACUCGCAUGGUGCUGGAAGAACUUGACCUGCUUCCCGACGUUGAAAGUCCGCUCGAGAGACCCCUCCCCUGGAGACCUUCGCUUGGCCUCAACCGCCGCGACGAGAACGUACGGCCUAUAUUCUGGCGUAACAGGAACCGCUCGUAUGUGGCUCGGACCCAAGACUGGGACGAGUUCCCCAACGGCCGUUGGGGUGACUCUCGGUCGCCCGCUUUUGGUGAAUUGGAUGCGUACGGUAUAGGCCUUAAAGGCACUAACGAGCAGAAUAUCAAGCUUUGGGGUUCACCGACUUCCGUCAAAGACAUCUCGGACGUCUUCGUCCGUUAUAUGAGCGGUAAACUCGAGUCGUUGCCUUGGAGCGAGCAGCCCAUUACCAAAGAAGCCGAGAGCAUCCAGCAGGAUCUCAUCGAUCUCAACAGGCGUGGUUUCCUCACCAUCAACUCCCAACCAGCUGUAAAUGGCGCCAAGUCCUCCGAUCCGGUCUUUGGCUGGGGUCCGCGGAAUGGUUAUGUCUACCAGAAGGCAUACCUGGAGGUCCUUAUCUCCCCGGAACUCAUCGCCGAGGUUAUAACUAGGAUCGAGCGAGAUCCGGACCUGACGUACUAUGCCGUCAAUAAAAACGGAGAGCUGAAGACCAAUUCGCCGGCUGGUCCGAACGCUGUCACCUGGGGCGUGUUCCCCGGAAAGGAGAUUGUGCAGCCCACUAUCGUCGAGACGGUCAGCUUCCUCGCAUGGAAGGAUGAAUUCUUCAGGUUGGGCCAGGACUGGGCGAACUGCCACUCCUCUGUGAGCCCGUCUCGCUAUGUCAUUGAGGAUCUGAUGGAUACCUGGUACUUGGUGAACAUCGUCCACAACGAUUUCCAUGUCACUCAUGGCAUCUUCCAUCUCUUUGACGGCCUUCAAGUUCCCAACAUGGACAAACCUCUGCACAGCACCGGCACCGUCAACGGCCAGGCCAAUGGCGAAUCCAAGGAGGAGGUCAACGGCGCCAACACUGAAGAGAAGUCCAAGACUCAGGCUGCCGCAGAGGCCUUAAAGUCUGCUGCUUCAGCCCUCUCCAACGGCCUCAACGGCGUCACGGUGUCAGCAAACUAAUGUUUUUGACGAAUUACGAUCUUACUGCAUUCAACACGGAAGACCGGUCUCAUUCACGGCGUUUGGUUUCCUGCUUCGUUUGCUCAGCGCGGGAAAAUCCACUUUCAACAGUAAUUUUUUUUAACAAUAUUUCUUCUUACGGAUUUACCUUCCCGAUCCCACUUUGGGUCGGCGAUGUGCAUCUGCACAAAAAGAUGGAUAGCAUAGACAAGGCAUCGGGGAAGACGUCGUUUUCAACCUGACGACUAAUGAGAUGACGAUGGCCGGAAAAAGUAGAGGAUAGCGGAUUUUUUGAUGUUCGACAGAUUCGAAAGAUACCCGACUGGCGCCCUCAACGGCCUGGUUACCAAAUAAUAGUUUCUAUCA